ACGCUACAAUGACUUCAUAAGUAAUAUAGAAUAAAGAACAGAUCUAUUUAAUAUUUACCUUGUGAGUUAUGAUGUAAGUUUAGCCCGCAAUUUCAUUUCUAUUUGAAUCUAAUUAUAAAAUUGUAAAUAAAAUACAAACCCAUGCCGAAAAUAAUCUCAUCUUUCAACAGUUUUUGUGAAACAAAUGAUGAAAAAGAUGUCAGACUCUUGUUGUAAACUGAAGUUCGCUGGAUUUCGAAAAGGAGAAUGACUGAACAUGAUCAACUAGAUCCUCUAGAGGAUGAAAACUCAGAAGUGGCUUCUGAUUCUUCGAGACCACAAAAACUGCUAGAGGUGGCAUCUCAUUGUUUGAAAACAGGUCUUUACACAGAUGUUACUUUUAUAGUUGGAGAAAGAAAAUUUCCAGCUCACAGACUAGUCAUGGAUUCUAUUUCUGAUUAUUUUAAAUCUUUGUUCAAAAUUGAUGAGAAUGAUAUUGGUGAGGUGUCACUGUCAUCCGUUUCUCCUGAAGAUUUUGGGAUCAUACUAAACUUUGCCUACACUGGAGAGUUGAAUAUCAAUGAAGACAAUGUGCAGAAUAUUCUCAUUGCUGCUGAUUUUUUUCAAGUUAAAUUUGUUAAGGACAAAUGUAUACAUUUUAUUGAAUCUCAUUUAGAAGUGGAAAAUGUGUGUGAUGUAAUUUUGUUUGCUAGAACCUUUUUGUUAAGUGACUUGGAGGAGAAAACUGUCAAAUUCUUAAAAGAAAAUCUGGACAGUGUAUCUCGGAACAAACGAUUUCCUGCAUUAGACCCUGAUUUACUGAUUCAACUUAUUCAAGAUGACAAUUUAAUUUUGUGGAGUAAUAAAGUACUACUUAAGUCAAUGGCUAGAGAAAGACUUGUCCUAAAUGCUGUCUUGAGAUAUAUGUCAGCCAGAAAGGAACUGGAUGAUAAUUAUCUUGAAAUGUUGAUGUGUUCUGUACGUCUUCCUGAAUUACCACUGAGUGUCAUAGAAGACUGUUUAUUAAACUUUGACUGCAUAAGGGAUAACAAUGUGAUUCAAAGGGUCAUCAAGCUGAGAGAAAAAGCAGUGAGAUAUUUGAACAAAAAAGCACGUGACAACUUUCAACUGACUGACCUCAGUAUAAAUGUCAGCAAUGUCCCAGAAAAUUGGUUCAGGGCAAGACACUUGCCUAAUUAUAUCAUCUCUACUGGACGUAGGCGCCAUGCCGCUGGGGGAGAAGUAGGCAGAUGUACUGGUCUUCCCAUCUCUUCCAUCAGUGACCCAAAUAGUGAGAUACACCGAAUUGAUAUCUGGGUGAGACAGUGGGAUGGCCACUCUGUAGUUGGAGGCCUGAAGUUGUCAUACAGAAACUCUGGUGGCUACAAGGAGUGCUCCAGGGGAGACUGUCACAGUUUAACCGAACAUUACUUUGUUGAAUUGGAACCAGAGGAAUUCAUCAUAAAGGUUGUCGUUGGAAGCGGUUAUCUCAUAGACAGACUAGGUUUUGAGACAAACUUAGGUCGAGUCUGUGGUCCAUUUGGUGGAAUUGGAGGUGGAAAAAACACAGAGAAAGCACCAGAUGGUUCAUUUUCCUACCUGUUUGAUAUUAACUGUGAUAGUGUGACUGCUCAAGGAUCAGAUGCUAUUCAUAAUCUCAUUCUUCGCUGGAUAACAUUCCAGUAGAUUAAUUAUGUUGAUUAAUAUAAGUAAAAAUUAGAAAAAUUUUAAAGUAAUAGAUAUAAUAAUAUAGCAUAAAAUGGAAAUAAAGAAAGAAAAGAAUGCAGUUCUGCUAAUCCAGCAGUUCUCAACCUUUUAAGCUCGGCGACCCCUUUUUACGAUUCCUCACUUUGCCGCGACCCCUCCCCCCUUACACACACACAGCAAUAGAAGAGUAGACAAUAACAAUCCAUAUUUUCGAUGGUCUUAGGUGACCCCUGGCAAAUCGUCAAUCGAUCCCCAAAGGGGUCGCGACCCACAGGUUGAGAACCCCUGUGCUAAUCAUUUACUUCUUUUCAUUUCUCGACUUUUACUUUUCCCAGACAGUAAUGUGUAAUAGUUUUAUUACUAUACUAUCUAGAACCCACUUUAUUAAGUAAAAUAACAUCUGUAGUUAUAAUAUCCAAUCCACAGACAAAUAUUGGUGGUAAUAGAAUGUAUUAUGCGUGACAACUUUUGUAUAAGUUCAUUUUGAUAAAGAUUUUAGAUUAAACCAAAUUUGCAUAGCUAGUUUCUGUCACUUUGUACCUAAAAAUAGUUAUGCUUUUCCAUACAUGUUAUUAGCACUAUUAUUAUUUAAUCAGUAGUAUUUCAUUUUUUAAUAAAGUUUUAGUUAAUUUGUUCUCCUCCUAUUUAAAAAAAAGCAUAUUACAAAGUUAUACAAUUGUACAACUUACAUUCUGGAAAUUAUUUUAACUGGUUAAUUAAAGAUAGAAAAAUGAGAGAUUAACACUACUAGUAAAUGGUGUAAACACAUGCAAACACCAAUAAAUAAUGAGUACAUCAUAGCAUGUUAUUAAAACAGUCUGAUUGUUAAAGGUGUCUCAUGUUCAAUUCCAAGAAAUCCAAUGAAAUUAUUGAAAUACAUUUUUUUUUCUGGAAAUCCUUAUAUUGGCUGCUGUUAAUUAAUAUUUAAUAGAUAAUCUCAGUUUGUUAACAUAAACUUUCAAUGACCACUUUGUUCUAAAAAAAUUUAAUCCAUAUUGAGAUUUGUUCUAAAUUAUUUGGUUUUUGUUCUGCAGUGAGAUAGAACAACUUUGGAUUCCAGAAAAAUUUUUGUUAUACUAAUUUUUAGUUCAAGUGAAUAAAAAAAAAAUAAAAAAUUCAUCUAGUAUUGUAAUUCAAAUCACUUUGGUAUUUGAAAAAAAAAUUUUAAAAAAUCUCUAAUACAUGUAUAUAUAAGUAUUUUAAUUAAAAUUUCACUUAUACUAUUUCUUCUUGUCAUAAAUAGGAAUAUAAUUUUCUCAUUUCUUUUCACAUAUAUUGCUAGUGGUGAAGUUUUCUAGAAUGACACAUCACAAUUAUAACUGAUCUUAAUGUACAUUUUUUUCACACACAUUGUAUUUUGAAUGAAAGGAGUAGCUAUUUUUUAUCUGUCUGCACCUCAUAUUAUCAUUAAUUCUUUUAUAAUGCUUUCUUUAAUUUAUCAGCUACAUUAUAUUAUUAUUAUUAUUAUAUUUACAUGUUCAUUUUAAGUUAUUUUGAUAGAAAUCUAUUUCACAAGUUUAAAAAGUAUUUGGACCUAUAAAACUGCCAGGCAAUAGGAAAUGAAUAUACUAAAGAGCAGAACUGUUAGCCCAUCUAGCAAUUACAAAUUGAUAUGUGUAGUAUUAUUCAAUUCACUUUUUUAUUCACUUAUUUAAAACUAUUUAAAUAAAUUAACAAAAGUUUAAUUGACCAACUUGGAUAAUUAAAUUGGAAGGAAUAUUUGUAUUCAAACAAUUUAAGCAUUAACAUUAUUAUAAUUAUAACUGUUUCAUUAAAUUUUUGUAGAACAUUAUUUUUUUUAAAUGAAUAUCUU
Biomphalaria glabrata is the source of this 3499-nucleotide messenger RNA. Its product is annotated as kelch-like protein 1. The record is from RefSeq and is a predicted model, not a curated record. Gene Ontology annotation, molecular function: protein binding. The transcript is spliced from 4 exons. Lineage: Eukaryota; Metazoa; Mollusca; Gastropoda; Planorbidae. Bases 247 to 1665 code for a protein of 472 amino acids.